Molecule: messenger RNA, 2001 nt
Organism: Anopheles marshallii
Lineage: Eukaryota; Metazoa; Arthropoda; Insecta; Diptera; Culicidae
Gene: CPT2
Product: carnitine O-palmitoyltransferase 2, mitochondrial
Exons: 2
Coding region: 1-2001 (666 amino acids)
Biological process (GO): fatty acid beta-oxidation
Cellular component (GO): mitochondrion
Molecular function (GO): carnitine O-palmitoyltransferase activity
Source: RefSeq, a predicted model, not a curated record
AUGUUACGUAUUCCGAAAACCCAAUGGGUAGCAUCCUUGGCGAAUGCUACACGGUGUCAAUCUACCUCGGCUCGACGCACUGAUGGCGAUGAGUACCAGUAUCUUCAACGUUCUAAGAUUCCGAUGCUGCACUUUCAACCUUCCCUGCCACGACUGCCUAUUCCGGAGCUGGAGAAGACCUGUGCGCGUUAUCUGGCCGCUCAACAGCCGUUGCUUGCACCGGAUGCGUUCGAGCGCACGAAGGAAGCGGUAAACCAGUUCGCCCAAGGAGAUGGACCAAAGCUGCAGACAAUGCUAAAGGAAUUCGAUGCCAAAAACAAACAUACGAGCUACAUCUCGGAGCCCUGGUUCGACAUGUACCUUCGGGACCGUGCGCCAUUGCCGCUGAACUACAACCCGCUGCUGAUGAUGAAUCCGGAUCCACGGCCAGCAUUUAACGACCCAGUGUUGCGUACGACCAAUCUGGUAAUCAGCUCGUUGCGCUUCAUGAAAUCGCUGCGGGCCAAAACGCUUGAGCCGGAAGUUUUUCAUCUGAAUCCAACCAAAAGUGAUACGCACAUGUUCCGCACGGUCACUUCGCUGAUGCCGGCAAUCAUCUCCACGUACGUGGCGUACACGUUCAAGGCAUAUCCUCUCGAUAUGAGCCAGUAUCAGGGUCUGUUUGGUGGUACGCGUAUUCCCGAGCUGGGAAAAGACCGAAUUUAUCGUAACGAUUCCUCCCGUCACGUGCUUGUCCUGCGUAAAGGAAACAUGUAUGCCGUGGAUGUGCUGGAUGCAGAAGGCAAUAUCGAACAACCUGCUACAUUAUUUGCACGAUUCGAGCGGAUUAUCAACGAUACGACAUCUCCAGCGGCCGAUCCGCUAGGACUGCUGACGACCGAAAAUCGUAACACCUGGGCAACGGCUAGAACACAUCUUGCCCAGUUGGGCAACAAUGCCAAAUCCCUCGAACUAGUCGAUUCAGCACUGUUUUGCCUAUGUCUGGACGAUUCAACGAUUAAUCCUGACAAUCCGAUUCCUGCCAUUCGCGAGUUCCUGUUCGGCGAUGGCACAAACCGAUGGUUCGACAAAUCGUUUUCACUGAUCGUUGCCAAAGAUGGUACGGCAGGCAUAAACUUCGAACAUUCCUGGGGUGAUGGUGUGGCCGUACUGCGUUACUUUCAGGAAAUUUUCAAAGAAACUACAACGGCGCCGUUCGCAGAUGUGGGACUCCAGGGUUCCGAUAAACAAUCAGAUGCUAUUGUCCCGAUCGAAUUUACGCUUGAUGAUCGCGUGAAGGCUGCCAUCCGGACCGCCGAAAACAACCACAAUGCGGUCAUCGAUUCGCUGGACAUGAACUACAUGAAGUACGAAGGGAUAAACAAGAGUGUCUGUAAAAAGCAGCGCAUCAGUCCCGAUUCGGUAAUGCAGCUCGGUUUCCAGCUGGCGUAUUACAAGCAGGCUGGCACCUUUGUGGGCACCUACGAAUCGUGCAGUACAGCCGCGUUCCGCCAUGGACGCACAGAAACGAUGCGCCCGUGCACGCUCGCCACGAAAGCAUUUUGUGAGGAAGUGGAAAGGCGCGAUGGGGCGAAGAAGAAAAGUGCGGCCGAGUUGCGCGAUAUGAUGAAUCAAUGUUCCACUGUACAUGGUCAGCUAACAAGAGAUGCCGCAAUGGGGCAGGGAUUCGACAGGCAUCUGUUCGGGUUGAAGCAUACGGCACAAAAAAAUGGUCUCCCCUUGCCGGCACUUUACCAAGAUCCCGCUUAUGCGGCUAUCAAUCAUAACAUUCUGUCGACCAGCACGCUUUCAUCGCCAGCUCUGCUGGCUGGCGGCUUCGGACCGGUAGUAAAGGAUGGUUAUGGCAUCGGGUACAACAUACAGGAUGGUUACUUGGGCAGUGUCGUUACGAGCUACAAGCCGCACCGUAAUGGGCGUGAAUUUGUCGAUUGUCUCCGGGCGGCAUACGAAGACAUUAACAAAGUGCUGACCGCCACCGGUCCGUCUUCCAAAGAGAAAUAA